Molecule: messenger RNA, 3400 nt
Organism: Bursaphelenchus okinawaensis
Lineage: Eukaryota; Metazoa; Nematoda; Chromadorea; Rhabditida; Aphelenchoididae
Source: the annotation of a GenBank genome assembly
AUGGCACGCUUGUCGUCGGCCGACAUUCUAGGCACAAGCACGAUACGGCCGAUCAAGAGGACAACAACAUGGUUACCGGUGGAGUUUGUCAAGUGUAAAAGCUUGAAGUCGAAUUCGUUGCCGUCGGGUUGCAAGAGUUUGACUGGAGAAGAGGAAACGUUUCGGCCGAAUAGCUCCGUGAGUACGACAUCGGCCAUUAGCGCGGGUUCUAGCACUAGUCCAGAUUCCAUCACAGAUGAGUUGACCAAGUGCUCACCGAAGAAGGUGCAAAAAGCUUUGGAAGGGUAAGUAUUUGCUUCUUCAUUUGUAUUUUCAUGUUUAGGCAAGGCUCGUUUUUUAAUCUUCAUAAAAUAGCUCUACUUUUGGAUUUUACAAUAUUAUGUUAGAUCGAUUAAAGUGUGAUCUAAACUAUACGAUUUUCUGUCUCACAUGAUAAUAUUCUUUUUAUUUUCGUUAAUUUUAAAGAAAGAGCAGAUGCUCACGUCGCAGACUUUUUUAUUUUAACAAGUGUCUGAGCCGUUUUUUAUUUGAUUCGAGCGUAACCAAGGUCUAUAAGUGAAAAACGAUGUUUUACGAACAAAACGCAACGUUUUAGGUAACAAUUAGCAAAACGUAUUUUAAAAGAAACUGUUUUAAAAAUUUAUAAUUUAAAACAUAAAAAACGUUAUUGAGGAUCAACUUAAAUUUAGGUUUAAGUAUUUUGUUUUAGUUUAUUUAAAGUAGGCAUUCUAAUUUUAGGUAUAAAAUAAUAUUUUUAGGAUAGGUUUAUUGGUCUAACUUUAAAAGUUAGGUAUUAAAUUGCUUUGUCUAUUAUUAUUUAAAGCAUCUAUUAAUAGAUCGAAAGUAAAUAUAAAAAUUUGAAUUAUAUUAUUUUAGGUUUCAAAAGAACGGGUGGGAGAAGGAAUGCCGGAAGGCGCCUCAGAUCAAGAUUCAUUUGAAUGGGUCGUCGUCCAAUGGCAUUGCCAAACAGUCAGAAGUCUAUGGACCAGUCACGCCCAUCAAGAAGGCUGAUUUGAUGACAGGAACGCUGAAGAAUGGAGUUAGUUCUAACAAGAGUCAGAAUGGAAGUCCGGUGAAAAGGCCAGAACCAACUAUUCAAAAGAAGGUUGAAAAUGGUGUGGAUAAGAAGAAGGAGCUAUCGCCGAAGCUAAAGGAACCUUCACCAAAGUUGAAGGAACAAUCUCCAAAAUUAAAGGAACCGUCGCCGAAGUUGAAGGAGCCAUCUCCAAAGUUGAAGGAACCAUCUCCAAAAUUGAAAGAGACGCCUCCAAGACUUAUUGGUCCACAACUUCCACCCAAACAUAUCAGUAAUGGAGGUGAUGCUGACAAACCGACAACAUCUAAAGCUGAUUUGACUCCAACGAAAAGCGAAAACGGCAGUCCAGUCAAGCGAACAGAGUCUCCCGGCUUUAUUGGUCCUAGGAUGCCUCCGAAUUUGAAGAACGGUGAUUCCACGCCUGGGCCAAGUUCAGUAAAGAAGUUGACUGUAAAGCGAUCGAUGGAGGACGAAGGACCUUAUUCAUACGAUUGGGCUGAUGUUCCACUGAGGGUGAGUUGUUUGUCAGUUGGAUUGUGAAGGUUUUUCUUGAAUUCUAUUAUAAGUUUAGGUAACAAAAUAUGUAAAGCAUGGUGAUAGGAGUAGUAAUUUAGCUUUUGAUUGUGAUAAACUUUGCAUUCAAAAAAUUUUGAUUUAUUUUGAAGGUUUAAUUGAUUAUUGUUUUAGACUAAACACGGGCCAGGCUUCUUCAACUCCAGAAACGAUUGCUUUAUGAACUCGGUGUUGCAGUUUGUGUUUCACACACCACAGUUAGUGAAACUAUUCUUGAGAACCAAACAACGUAAGUGUUGUUUUCUAUAUUGAGAUUUUGGGUAACAUUCUUAACUGACGUUUUGUUGAGUUAUCGAAUAAGAGUUUAUAAUUUAAAGAAAGCUCAACGGGUUUUUAUUCUUUUUAUACCUUAUUUUUGCUUUUUAAUCUUUGUUGUACCUAAAACCUUAAUUUUUCAGAUUUUCAUCAAAACCCGUGCAUGUUCUGCUCUUUGCAAGGUGUUCUGAAUGACAUUAUCAAUAGGAAAGUGAAGAAAAUGUUUUGUAAAACAGUCAAGGAAGUCGUACGAGAUGGCUUCCCCACAUUGAAAUGGCUGGAUGCUCAAGAAGAUGCUCAUGAGAUGUUGACUUUCUUGUUUUCAAAGUUGGAACCUCCAAUAGAAACCAGAAGAAGCUUACCUAACGGCAAGAAGCCACCAACUGAAAUCGACAAGAUAUUUGGAGGUAUUUUGAGCAGGAGAAGUAAGUAUUUUAUGUUGAUGUUGUGAUUUUAGGUAUGAAACAGUGCUUUUGAUUCUUAUCAAGGGUUUUUGCCCAUUAGCGCGAUAAAAGCAGUAUAAUUAAUGCAAUAAACUUAUUAUAAUAUGUGUAAUGUCAUGUUUAUUAUACGUUUGCCAAUUUCAGUGAGCUGUUCAAACUGUAAACACAGUAGUUGGAGUACGGAAGAGUUCCGAGAGUUCAACUUGAAUUUGAACUGUGCCAAUCUGUUCCAAAAUGAUAACGCUAAGCUACAAUAUUUUGUUGACGCCUAUUUCAAUCCAGAGAGAAUGAGGGACUUCAAGUGUGAAAAGUAAGUUUGGCAAUUGUUUUUUAUCAAGAGAACGUUAUAUUAAUGUAGAUUUUAGUGGUACGAUAUUAUUUUUUACGUCAUUUUGGUCAUAAUUAUUGUUUUUCCUGGUAUUUUUGGCCAUUUCAGCUAUAUUGAUAACUAUUCUGUCGUAUUUAUCUAUUAACAACUGCAUUUUUCAGAUGUAAAGCCGUCGAUACAUCGACGAAGACCUUCUCAAUCCAAGAUGCCCCAAGAGUGUUGGUGAUUCAGUUGAAACGCUUCAAGCACACUGGAUCCAAGAUUCAGAUGCCCAUUUCAGUUCCACACGAAUUGGACUUGACGGGUCAUACUAGAACGAAGACCAACUUGUCCUACCGGUUGUACGGCUUCAUCAACCAUUAUGGAGCCACCACGAACAGUGGACAUUACACAGCAACGAUGAAGGGCUUCGAUGGAAAUUGGUACUCGUUUGACGACGAACAGGUAAGGGCUUGUUUUUGGUUGGAUUUUAGGUAAUAAUAAGCAAACGCCUGCCACUGGUGGGGUUUAAUUUAUCUUUUUUUUAGUAUUUCUUGAUUAUUCAUUUUUUAAUAUUGAUUUAUAUUGUUUUAGGUCGAGCAAACCAGAGUGAACCAAGUCCCUACCCAAUACCCGUAUAUUUUGUUCUAUGCCAAUAAGGCCUUCACUACCAUGAAGCCCACGAUGAACGGCUUGCCUUACAUUCGGUAUGCAAACGGGGCUCCACCACACAAAAAGAUGGCCAUCCAGAUCAAACAUACCUGGUCGCCCAAGAUCAUCACAUGA